Homarus americanus (American lobster) is the source of this 2631-nucleotide messenger RNA. RefSeq lists its product as uncharacterized. The coding region runs from base 368 to 1039 and encodes 223 amino acids. The record is from RefSeq and is a predicted model, not a curated record. NCBI's taxonomy places the organism in Eukaryota, Metazoa, Arthropoda, Malacostraca, Decapoda, Nephropidae. The transcript has 7 exons.
AAUAAAUCCUAUUUGACCCAUAAUAUCAGCUAUAAAACUCUUAACUAACAAAAACUACCAUAAAACCUGAUAUUAUUUUUUCACAUGGUAAACAUUUGGUUCAUUUGGAUGAACUUUGGGAAAUAUUUUGAUAACAUGGCAGUUCUGAGGUGUACUGGUAUGAUGAAUUUAUGUGUGUGCCCAUGGUUCAGGUCAGUGGUUGUAUGGGCCAGCAUCAGUUUACUGUCUGUUCCCUCCCUGUGUACAUUUUGCUUAAAUCUUUGUCAGUGAUAUUCUUUUACUGAUGAUCUAGAUCAUCAUUUCAUGGUAGGAACGACUCGACUGUCUGAGAACUGUAAUAGAUGCCACUUUAGACACAAACCAUCAGAUGCAGCCACAGGUGUUUGAUGUAGAGGAAGUCGACUACAGGUACACGGGCAGAGCACCACCCAUGGCUCUCAAUAAGAUCCACACCCAGAUACAGGCAAUAGCAACAGAAAAGGAUCAUUUGAUCAAAGAACUACAGGAGAUUAAUAAUGAGAUAGCCAUUGAAGAGGGUGAGUGUGAGAGGCAAGAGGCUGAGAUAAGGAAGACAGAGGAGGAGGUAGAAGGGGAAGAAGAACUCCGGCAGAUGGUGUCACCAGGAUCCAGCAAAUUUGUGGGAUUCUGUAAAGAUGUGAAGUUGAUACCGCCAGCAGAGAUGGCCUGUUUAAAGCGGGAAGUGAAAUUUAUAUUAGCUGCUCAAGAGAAGUACCUUCAUUCAACCAACCUUGACAUUGCCAACUGUCAGACCAUCUUGCAGGAGAAACAGAGGAAGGUAUCCCAGUUGACCCAUGAAUUGUGGAAAUUGGAGAGUAUGAUCAAAUUGUCUCAUCACAAUAUUCAGAUGUUUGAGGACACCACUUUAUCUCUUUCAAAGAAGAUUGUGGAACAGAGAAAGGCUCAUGAGAUUCAUCAGAAAACUCUGCAACAAUCCCUGAAACAUUCAAACGAAGCAGCUUCGAAGGUGGCUGGUGUCAUUAAUCAAUUUUUGUCCUUUUCAAAAAAUAUUGAAGUAUAAAGACAACAUUCUAACUUUUCAGUUUUUUUCUUGAUCUUUAUGCUAUAAUCUUAGGAAGAUAAGCUGUUCUUCCUCAAACAGCAUUUUUUUCAGUUGCCUGUACCUUUGUCAGUCUUGAAGGUCAAGUACACUUAUUUUUAUGUUAUUGUAGUCAUUUUUCCAACAGUGGAUAAAAACUAUAUUUUAGUCAUAUUAUCCACUAACCUUCUUAGUACUUGGUGUGACUUCAGUAGAGGAAAUCCUCCAUCAUUUUCAUUGACACCAGCAGCCAAGAAAAGUUGCUUCAGAAUGAUUUUACAGGUCAAAAUUCUUGUUCUAAGAUAUAAAUGAUAUGAGAAGUGCACACCACGGCAUAGUAUAAUUUAUAAAUACAGAAUUACAUGGAUAGUAGUACAGUACAGGUCUUUUCCUCUGGCUUGUUUGUAGGUCAUAAGUCUACUCUUCUCAACUAGUUAGCUUCACAGCUUGCUACGGACAUUCGUAUGUCAUGAAAUUAUGUUAUGUCUAAAUGAAUCUUUAUUAGUGUGGGGUGAUGUUGCAACUGCUUGCUUUUUAACCUGGAGAGAGAGAGAUGUGGAAUUGGAAGAAUUGUCAUAGAGAAAUGAUCAUGGUCUGGUCAGGUGGUAGGGACAUGUUGAGAGAUUGAAAAGUGAAAGUUUAGUACAGUACUGUACAUAUUAAGAAAGAGAUAGCUUGAGGAAGAGGAGAACACCAAGGAUGAGAUGUAAGGAUGGAGCAGAAGUGACGGGAUGGACAUCUACUCACCGGUAGUUUUAGGAGAAGCACGUGUUGUUGAUGGCUAAUGUUGAUUGUGUGAUGCAACACAGGUAAACCAGAUUUAGGACCUUGUGGAAGAGAGUAUCAUAGCAGAACAUAUGUAUUACAGUCAUGAGAAUGAAUGAAGAAUGUGUUUGUGUUUGAUUUGCCUUCUUGCAUUAAGCAGAAAAGGGUUUGGAAAAAAUGGUCUUCAAGAUAUUAAUUAGUUUUUUAGAUGGUUGGUCUUGAGAGUACCAAAUUUGUAUCAGCUUCACAAUACAUAACCAUUAUUUACAGUAACACAGUCUUGCUUGUAAAUUUUUGUUGGGGGGUAUCAGCUGUGUAACUCAGGUACACAGUACAGUACUGUACUGUACUGUAUCGUGUUCAGUCACAGAUCCCAUUCUUUCAUUUUAGCAUAUCCAUCUUGAAUGCUUUGAAGUCACCUACCAGUAAUAUUAAAUCUACUAAUAAAAGGAAAUUUUGAGGGUUAGUGAAAUGUCUUAGUAAUCUGUUUUUGUCAUGGUCUUUAGAACACAUCUUUGAAAUUACCACAUCAAAGACAGUGUGUGCUGCUGAGCCAUCGUGGAGUUUUCUGUAUAGUAUUAAGUUGGGGUGAUGUCUCUCAGCAACUGUUGGAGAUUUUUUCUCUGGUACUAUACAAUGUUGAGCUUGUAUUGUUUUGUAACCUUUUAUAUCUUUUUUUUUUUAAACUGUUUUUAAGCUUAUUUCACAAAGUUCUCUGUCACAUUAUUGGAUACAUAUACAGUGGUCCCUCGGUUAACGAGCACAAUCCGUUCUAGAAGGUUGCUCGUUAACCGAAAAACUCGUUAACC